AUGAACGCGGCUACGUACUUUACGACCUAUCGGUUUUUUGUUUUCGUCUUCUCGAUCAUCUGCAGUAUCGUCAUGGGCAGUGUUGCAGCUUGGAAUCUGACUAUUGCAAUGGACAUCGAUGCCCUUCCUGCUAUUCAUGUUGACGCAGUUCUCAUUGCUAUCGGUGUUGCUAGCCUGCUUUUUGUCCUUUCUAUGCUUGUGAUCGAUUUCCUCCGCAAGGAAACGGUGACUCGACAAGUCUGGUUUGAGUGUCUGUGGGUUGGGCUUUUUGCACUUCUCAGCCUAGCUGCCGCAGGCGCUGUCACCACUACGUUAAGCAGCAUGGAAUGUGUCACUUUCGAUAAAGCCGGUGUGAUUACACUGGGGCCCUGUGUAUCAGUGGACUUGACAAUUGCUUUUGCGUGGGCGGGUGCUAUCAAUCUGAUCCUGUACAUGUGCAUACUCGUUGUCAUCACUAUUCUUCACCAGCGCCUUGAUCCGCUUAUUUGGAAGACCAACACACGCGAUUGCUCUUGGUUCUCUGUCAAAUCGGCUCUGGGCAGUGAACCGUCGUCUCCGAAACAAGCUGCUCCCAAGUCGUUGAAUGUCCGGCGUCCCAUGCAGACGGAGUUUUCCAAGCGCUUAGUAGCCCGUCGCGAGCGCGACCUUGAGAAGCAAGGGCCAAUGGAGUCUGUACCUACUCCAGCUUCUACUGUGCCUGCGACCCUCCAGGUACCCCCAAAGACAGCUCCCAUUCUUCGACCAUCACUGGACCGUUUACGUCCUUCGUUGGAUCAUGCUCGUCCCUCCUUAGACCAUCCCCGUCCUUCCAUAGAUCGUGCUCGUCCUUCAUUGGAUCAUGCUCGACCUUCGAUGGAUAACCCCGUUCCCGAGCGACCACCUUGGACACCACGGAAGCUACAGUUGUCUGCUGUCCCAGCUUCGUCUGUCCAGGCGGCCACCUCCGAUGUCCCUCCCUCGUUAGGCGCUGCAGUCCCGUCUACCUCUCUGCCGUCGGUAUCGCAGAGCAAAUCCAUACGCAAGCCGAGGAUCCUCCGGCUGCACAGGCCCCCCUCAUUGGAUUUAUCUCAGAUUAUCAACAACCGAUGA
This is a messenger RNA of Fibroporia radiculosa, 1089 nucleotides long. RefSeq lists its product as uncharacterized. The transcript has 7 exons. The coding region runs from base 1 to 1089 and encodes 362 amino acids. The record is from RefSeq and is a predicted model, not a curated record. NCBI's taxonomy places the organism in Eukaryota, Fungi, Basidiomycota, Agaricomycetes, Polyporales, Fibroporiaceae.